Molecule: messenger RNA, 513 nt
Organism: Gilbertella persicaria
Lineage: Eukaryota; Fungi; Mucoromycota; Mucoromycetes; Mucorales; Choanephoraceae
Exons: 2
Coding region: 1-513 (170 amino acids)
Source: RefSeq, a predicted model, not a curated record
AUGCAUUCUACCAUCGUCUUGACCCUUGCUACUGUCGCUGCUGCUGUUACAACAGUUUCUGCCUCUGUUAAUGGCUGUAAUCCUUCUUACAACGUAACAAGCUCGGGUACAUGUUUUACCAAUUGCAAUGUCCAAGCGGGAAGCGCUUAUGUUUCUGGCUGGACAAUGGAUCCCGAUUCGCCAUUGUUUAUUCAAUCCCUCUCUAUCAUGUGCAAUAAAGGUACUUCUGAAUACCUUGCUUUUAUGACUAAAGCUGGCAUAUGUAUGGUGAAUUGCCCUGAUGAUCCUACUCUUUUCAAUACCGAAUUUGCUGGUGCUUGUGCUUGGUAUACUGAACACAAGAACGAUACAUGUGUCAUUGCUUCUACCAAUACCUCUUCUACAUCCUCAUCGUCGUCAUCAUCGUCUGUCUCUAAUUCCAAUGCUACUUCCGGCGCAUCUAUGAGCGUGUCGCACUUUAGCAGUGUUGGUGUUGCUGUUUUACUCGCUAGUGUCGGUUAUUUGGCACUUUGA